AUGACGACGGCCAGCCUCCACCGCCGCUCGCCCAGUUCUCCGGCGGCUAGUCCGCUGGACGACGACGACCUCCUCCGCGAGAUCCUCCUACGCCUUCCGCCUCAGCCGUCGUCCCUCCCCCGCGCCUCCGCCGUCUGCAAGCGCUGGCUACGCCUCGCCGCCGACCCGGGCUUCUUCCGCCGCUUCCGCCGCCACCACAACCGCAACCCGCCACUCCUCGGUUUCUUCAACGGAUCCAACGCUCUAACCUUCGUACCUACUCUCAAGUCCCCCAACAGUGUUGAUCCCGGGCGCUUCUCCCUGCCGUCCGGCCUCGACGACUGCUUCCAUUGCUUUGGAUGCCGCCAUGGCCUCGUACUCAUCUUCCUUCGGACGCGCGUCCAGGUCCUGGUGUGGGAUCCCGUCACCGGCGACCAGCACUGCUUCGCCAUUCCCCCGGGAAUUGCAAGAUAUGCAGGGCGUACCCUGAUCAAUGGAGCGGUGCUUCGUGCAGCCGGAGACGUCCAACACUUCAAGGUGGUGUUGGCAAUGACAGAUGGUGACCAACAACAUACACGAGUGCUCGCCUGCGUUUACUCGUCGCGGACCGGCUCCUGGGGAAAUCUGGUCUCAGUACCGCUGCUAUACAAGGCUAAUGGGUGCUUAUAUCCCACCCUCAUUGAUAUGAAUGAUGCUGUUCUGGCUGGAGAUUCCCUUUACUGGGUGCUUGUCGGUAAUUCGUAUAGAAUUCUCGAAUUUGAUUUGGUGAAACAGAGCCUAGAUGUGAUACAGGUGCCAGCUGAUAUGUGUGGCGAUGCCAACCAUGUCAGGAUUAUGCGGGCUGAGGGCGGUGGGCUGGGUGUCCUCUUAGUGUCAUCCUCAUACUACACUCUGCAGCUAUGGAAGAGAAACACUGAUUGUGAUGGUGUUACUUCAUGGGGGCUUGGAAAAACUAUUGCACUGGACAAGUUACUUUCUCUGAAAUCAGAGGAGAAAGUGCCCCUAGGGCUACGGGUACUAGGGUAUGGUGAAGACAAUAAUGUGUUGUUUGCGUGGACAGUUAUUGGUGUCUUCAUGAUUCAUCUCAAGUCAAUGAAGUUUGAGAAACUUUUCGAAGCCAAAACAAUUAGCUUUUCUCGCUUUUAUCCAUUCGAAAGCGUCUACUCUGCAGCUGAUACUGGUUACAGUAUAAAUGUGUUGGUGGUGGACAUGGCGGAGCUGAGACUUUGCGCAAUACGUAAGAUGACUAUCCGGUUGGAUAUGCUAGUUGAUCUACUGAUUGAGCAGGUUUCUAGCCAGAGUUACAUUCUGGUGGCUUAG
Lolium rigidum is the source of this 1299-nucleotide messenger RNA. RefSeq lists its product as uncharacterized. Gene Ontology annotation, molecular function: protein binding. The coding region runs from base 1 to 1299 and encodes 432 amino acids. Lineage: Eukaryota; Viridiplantae; Streptophyta; Magnoliopsida; Poales; Poaceae. The transcript is spliced from 4 exons. The record is from RefSeq and is a predicted model, not a curated record.